AUGGAACCCCGCGCCCGCGCCGGCAAAAAUGUCGGCAAAAUGAACUUUAACCACAACGAGCUAGCCCAACUCCUCUACGGCCACGGCGACCUCAAAACCCCGCUCCCGGAAACGGUGCGCGUGCUGGACGAGCUGAUAACCGAUUUUAUCCAAGGCGUGGGGUUCGAAGCGACGCGGGCCGCGCACCACGCCGGUCGACAAAAAGUCAAGUUUGAAGAUUUCGAGUUCGCCAUGCGACGCAACCCACGGUUCAUGGGCAAGAUCCAGGAAGUUUUCGAGAAGAAGAAGGAGAUUGAGGCUGCCCGCAAGAACUUUAAUAUUGAGGAUCAGCUGAUGAAGGAUGCGGAUAAGGAGGAGAAAGAGAAGGAGAAGAAGGGGGACAAAGGGGACAAAGAGAAGGGGGGUGAUAAAGAUAAGGGGGAGAAGGGGGAGAAGGGUGGAAAGGAAGGGGGGGAUAAGGCUAAGGGCCCCGGGUCAAGUGUUUCGGGUUCCGGAACAAAGAGGAAGAGACAGCAGCAGAGUGACAUGUUGGAGGACGAGGAGCUGGAUGAGUUGGAUGAUGAUUUGGAUGCUGAGGCGGAUAUUGGCACGGCGUCGAAGAGGAGGUAG
Molecule: messenger RNA, 609 nt
Organism: Sordaria macrospora k-hell
Lineage: Eukaryota; Fungi; Ascomycota; Sordariomycetes; Sordariales; Sordariaceae
Biological process (GO): transcription by RNA polymerase II; RNA polymerase II preinitiation complex assembly
Cellular component (GO): transcription factor TFIID complex
Molecular function (GO): protein heterodimerization activity
Source: RefSeq, a predicted model, not a curated record